This is a messenger RNA of Poecilia latipinna (sailfin molly), 4590 nucleotides long. It is a transcript of the gene vmn2r1, whose product is annotated as vomeronasal 2, receptor 1. The record is from RefSeq and is a predicted model, not a curated record. Gene Ontology annotation, cellular component: plasma membrane. The transcript has 14 exons. Bases 1685 to 4528 code for a protein of 947 amino acids. Gene Ontology annotation, biological process: G protein-coupled receptor signaling pathway. Gene Ontology annotation, molecular function: olfactory receptor activity; G protein-coupled receptor activity. NCBI's taxonomy places the organism in Eukaryota, Metazoa, Chordata, Actinopteri, Cyprinodontiformes, Poeciliidae.
GAUGAUUUUUUUUUUCUUCACAUUCAGAACUUAACAUUAAUAUUCUUAAGUAAUUAGUAAAAUUGGGCAAGGAACUUAUCUCCUUGUUGCCUCCUGAACUAUGGGUCACUGAAUAUGUACACUUUAGAGCGGUUUGAUGAAUGUGUGUCUAAUGUAAAAACAUCAGAAAUGAUCUUGAAGAAUUGUUGCACCCCAUCAAAAUAGGAGAAUCGAUUAUCCUUGGAGUGAACGGCCUAGUACAAUCACAAGGUCAGACUGACCAAAGUAUGUAGGGGAAAGACUCUACAAAGACAAAUUGAGCAUGAUUUAAGUUGUAUUUUAAUGAAUCAAAAUACUUUUUGAGCAAUUUGAUUUAAAUAAAACUAAAUUUCAGAUGCGCCAAGUCACAACAACUUGUUUGGAGAAAGCUAAACAGCAUAAAUCGCAGAAAGAAGAAAAAAAAAUCAUACUGUCAGACAUGGUGGUGGAGGGGUGAUGAUAUGGGAGUGAAGCCACAGACACAAUUUAGCUCACAGUAAUUGAGCCAUCCUCCGUAUAUCGCAGGAUUCUAGUCAAAAGUGAGACUUCAACCUGAUUUGAAAUCCUGUAAACAAGUAGCUGGUAAAAUUCAGCCACAGUGAUGAAAGAUUAAUGAAGUCAAUUAGAAAACAACUAUUAUAAAUUACUGCUGUUGAAUUUGUCCCUGCUGAAUCAUGGGGAACAAUAGGUUUUUCCAGUGACUGUAUUGAAUUGUCACGGCAAGGUGAAAUGUCAAAGAGGCCAAAGAUGUUGUGGAUUUGUACAAUUAAGAAGAAUGCUGUGUUUCCUUCAAGCUAAUUUUUUCUUUUAAAGUUUCUUUUAUAAUUUUAAAUUCAACAUAUUCUUUGUUGAAUUUAUAUAAACUGUCUAUUUCUGCCUAAAAUAAAUCACAAAACCUACAAACGCCACAAAAGAAAGUUGACCGGUCCUUCAGUUUAUGUAGACACUUUCUGGCUGAAAAUAUCACACAUCAUAAUGUUGUUGGAUGUAAAUAGUUUAACAGAUUCAACAGAUGGAUCUUUGUCUGCUGGAGGUUCAGGUGUGUGUCGCUCCCCCCAGACCGAGAGACAAGAGCAAACAGGUCCAUCACACUGCCAACCUUUACUCUUGGGACAAGGGCCGAUCUUGGAACAGUUAGUGAAAUGUAACAUUGCAUGUGACUAACAAGUCACCACAUGCAGCUGACAAUUAACUUGUAGCCUGUGGCAGUUUGCACAGAAUAAUGAAGCAUAUUUACAGGAGACAAAGGCCGGGAGAUGAAAUGUCGUUUCUUAGAAAUGAUCGAACUCUGAAGUGUGCGUCUGUUAAUUCUCCUCAAAGUUCAGCAUUUAGUUUAUAUUUAUCAAAAAGGUUGUCAACGUACUGGAACAUCUCUUAAAGCAUGUGUGACUUAGCAGCUAGUCUUUGAUUUUGAGUGGUUGGAUGUCAAAAAAAUGACAGAGGCUUUACUUUUUGAGUCCCAACAUCUAAAGAUAAAUGACUCAUCAGUUAUCUGCUGCCUCUGUGCUUUGGUUGCACUCGGUUAAGCCUGUCAGGCUACCUUUGCAGCUCUUCUCCCCAGAGGACGGAUGAGACACCUAUCACAAGACGCUGCUCACUUCUCUGUCUGCUGUAGAGGGGGAGAGAGAACGCUUUCCCGACUGUUGAGCAUUGACGACGCACAAAAAUGAGAGGCUUCUUGCUCGGAUUGUUUUGCUUUUUCUGCGCGUACGGCUCUCUUUGGGCUCAAUCCACUUGCAAGCUGAAGGCCAAGUUCAACUUGAGCGGCUACAAGGAUGUGGAGAAGAAAAGGGUCGUCAUCGGGGGAAUGUUUCCUGUUCACAUGAGUGUUGCUUCCAGCGACAGCAACACUUCCAAACUGCCUGUCUCCUCUGGUUGUGCUGGGUUUAAUUUCCGUACCUUCCGCUGGACACAGACGAUGCUGUUCGCUAUCAAUGAAAUCAACCAGAGGGAAGACCUGCUCCCCAACACCGACCUGGGCUACGUUAUCUAUGACUCAUGCUUCACCAUCUCCAAGGCCGUGGAGGGAACCCUGACAUACUUGACGGGACAAGAUGAAGCGGUACCCAACUAUCGCUGUGGCAACGGGCCACCUCUUGCCACUCUCGUGGGUGCUGGGGGUUCUGAUCUGUCCAUUGCUACAGCCAGGAUCCUGGGGCUUUAUCAUUUUCCACAGGUCAGCUACUGCUCAACAUGUUCUGCACUGAAUAAUAAGUUCCAGUUCCCCACCUUCCUAAGGACCAUCCCUAACGACCUGCACCAGUCUACAGCUAUGGCCCAACUGGUGCUGCACUUUGGCUGGACCUGGGUAGGCACCAUCGCUGCUGAUGAUGAUUAUGGUAAAUAUGGCAUCAAGGACUUCAAGGAGCAGGUGGAGGAAGCUGGAGUCUGCAUUUCCUUCUCUGAAACUCUGCCUAAGGUGAGCUCACCAGAGGCCAUCCAGAGCAUUGUUCAAACUGUAGUUGAGUCCACAGCCAAGAUCAUCGUGGUCUUCUCAUCAGAUGUAGACCUUAGCCCUCUCAUCAGCGAACUUCUCCGCCACAAUGUGACAAAUCGCACCUGGAUUGCCAGCGAGGCCUGGGUCACCUCUGCCCUCAUCAAUCAGCCUGGGGUGAACUCUCUCCUGUCUGGUACCCUUGGUUUUGGGGUGAAAAAGGCUGACAUCCCUGGUCUUCAGCGCCACCUACUGGAUCUAGAUCCCUAUGCAGAUGCCCUCACGGAGGAAUUCUGGGAGACCCUUUUUAAUUGCACACUGGACUAUUCCAAAGCGCUGAGAAUCGCCAAGGAGGCGAACAGCACACUGUCCAGAUCAGUGAGGGGGUUACCAUAUGGUCUGUGUACUGGCAGAGAGUCUGUGGCUCAGCUCAACAACACCUACUCUGACGUCUCUCAGCUACGAAUCACUUACAGUGUUUACAAAGCAGUGUAUGCCGUGGCCCAUGCCUUGCACAACCUGGAGCACUGUGAAGACGGAAAAGGCCCCUUUGUUGGCGGCAGCUGUGCCAACAUCACUAAUUUUGAGCCUUGGCAGCUGAUGUAUUAUGUGAAGAACGUGCGCUACAAAAUGCCAAACACUGGGGAGGAGAUCUACUUUGAAGACGGCGAUAUAGAGGGCUUCUAUGACAUCAUUAAUUGGCAAAUCAGUGAUAAUGGAGAGAUAUCUUAUGUCACCGUGGGACACUACAAUGGAUCUGCAGCUGCAGAGGAGAAGAUGCACAUAAGGAAUGAGUCUAUUGUUUGGAACAAUGAAGAACUGGAGCCUCCUCGGUCGGUGUGCAGCGAGAACUGUGAGCCCGGCACCAGGAAGGGGAUCCGGCAGGGGGAGCCAGUCUGUUGUUUUGACUGCAUCCCCUGUGCCGACGGAGAAAUCAGUAACACCACAAAUGCCCGUGAAUGCAUCCUGUGUACUGGAGAUGACUGGUCUAAUGAUGCUCAUGAUGCUUGUGUGCCCAAAAUCAUUGAGUUCCUGGCCUUUGGAGAACCGCUGGGAAUCACCCUGAUAGUGAUCUCUGCCUUUGGUGCUUUAGUAACCAUAGCUGUUGGGGUGGUGCUUGUUAUGCACAUUGGAACCCCUCUGGUCAAAGCCAAUGAUGCCCUGCUGAGUUUCUUGCUGCUCUUGUCGCUUGUUGUAACCUUCCUCUGCUCUAUCGUCUUCCUUGGCGAGCCACAAAACUGGAGCUGCAUGACUAGCCAAGUAGCAUUAGCUCUUGGCUUUGCGCUGUGCCUUUCCUGCAUAAUGGGUAAGGCAGCUGUGCUGAUGCUCAGAGCUCGGGCUCUAAAAAAGGCCAGAGCCAAAGCCAAGGCAGCUGCCAAAGCUGCCAAGGCUGCAGCCGAAGCAGCGGCUAACAGCGGCAGUCCUGAUGUGAUAGUAAACAGCUCAAACAUCAACGAUACUGCUGCUUUGGAUAAGCCUGAAGUUGACAUUCUUACCUUCGGGCAUCAGAGGGCAAUAGCUGCCGUAGCAACAUUGAUACAGGCUGUAGCGUGCACUGUUUGGCUCAUCAUCCUCCCUCCACACCCGGUUAAGAACACCGCUGCCCAGAAUGUAAAGAUUAUUCUGGAGUGCGAUGAAGGCUCUGUGGUCUUCAUCUGUUGCAUCUUUGCGUAUGACAUCCUGCUGGCUCUGCUGGCUUUCAUCUUUGCCUUCACAGCCCGCAAACUGGAAGACCACUUCAGUGAAGCCAAGUCUAUGACCUUUGGCAUGCUGGUCUUCUUCAUUGUCUGGAUCUCCUUUGUCCCGGCUUACCUCAGCACGCGAGGAAAGUUCAUGGUUGCUGUCCAGAUUUUUGCCAUUCUCGCCUCCAGCUUUGGCCUGCUCACCUGCAUCUUCCUCCCCAAAUGCUACAUCCUUCUCGUCAAACCUGAGCGCAACAAAGAGGAGCUGAUGAAGCCCAGGCCCAAACCCAAAGACGGCUCCUCUACUGGGACGUCAGCAUCUCUUGCUACAGCUGCUACUGAUGUCAACGCAUCAUUUGCAUCCACUGCUAUUGAUGAUCAGCCUGAAAACUAAGAUAAUACAGAAAAAAAAAGAAAAAAAAAAGAAAACAUCACAUUAAAUUGGUCUUCCUAUUC